This is a messenger RNA of Platichthys flesus (European flounder), 5977 nucleotides long. Its product is annotated as serine/threonine-protein kinase 38-like. Gene Ontology annotation, biological process: intracellular signal transduction; peptidyl-serine phosphorylation. The transcript has 14 exons. Gene Ontology annotation, molecular function: protein serine/threonine kinase activity; ATP binding. The record is from RefSeq and is a predicted model, not a curated record. NCBI's taxonomy places the organism in Eukaryota, Metazoa, Chordata, Actinopteri, Pleuronectiformes, Pleuronectidae. The coding region runs from base 450 to 1835 and encodes 461 amino acids.
CCAUCUCAUGUCCAUCCCUUAAAUGAUUGGCCAGCGAGCAGCAGCGGUCCACAUGCUGGCCGAUGAUUGGUCCGCGCGAACGUCUCUCAAACUCUGACGCCGUUGCGUUUGCCCAGAACGUGGAUGAGGCCAGUGGUCCCCAGGAAGCAGCUGUCCCUCACACGGUGGUUUUACGGCGCAGUAGACGGAGGCAGCGUCCAGUCCGGAGGUCAGAGGUGUCUUAUGGAGGCUUGAGGCUGUCGGGUUAGCUUGUCGUUAGCCUCGGGGGGCUUCUGCUAUGAUUGGCGUGAGCUGUUUCUCCUGGUAGGUCUGUGUUGACGAGCGGUGCACUGGAGCCUGUAGCCGCACGUCACAAAACCCACCGGAUUACUUCUUUUAUUUCUUCACCUGUGUGGCCGGCGGAGAGCCCACCUUUGACUCUGGAGCAGGACACGGAGGAAAGUGUGGCCAUGACGGGAGGGACUGCAGCGACCCUUCCCAUGAGCAACCACACCCGAGAAAGGGUGACUGUGGCCAAGCUGACGCUGGAAAACUUCUACAGCACUCUGCUCACCCAGCAUGAGGAGCGUGAGAUGAGGCAGAAAAAGUUGGAGAAGGUAAUGGAAGAUGAAGGUUUACCAGACGAUGAGAAAGUCAUGCGACGCUCGCAGCACGCUCGUAAGGAGACCGAGUUUUUGCGACUGAAGAGGACGCGACUGGGCCUGGACGACUUUGAGUCUCUUAAAGUUAUCGGACGAGGUGCUUUUGGAGAGGUGCGUUUGGUGCAGAAAAAGGACACGGGCCACAUCUACGCCAUGAAGAUUUUGAGAAAAGCAGACAUGCUGGAGAAGGAGCAGGUUGCUCAUAUUCGAGCAGAGAGGGACAUUCUCGUGGAGGCAGACGGCGCCUGGGUGGUCAAGAUGUUCUACAGCUUCCAGGACAAGAGGAACCUCUACCUCAUCAUGGAGUUCCUGCCUGGAGGCGACAUGAUGACCCUGCUGAUGAAGAAGGACACUCUGUCAGAAGAAGCCACGCAGUUCUAUAUCGCAGAGACAGUUUUAGCCAUCGACUCCAUCCACCAGCUGGGCUUCAUCCACCGAGACAUCAAACCUGACAACCUGCUGCUGGACUCCAGGGGACAUGUGAAGCUGUCAGAUUUCGGCCUGUGCACGGGACUGAAAAAAGCUCAUCGUACAGAGUUUUACAGGAACCUGACCCACAACCCACCCAGUGAUUUCUCCUUUCAAAAUAUGAACUCCAAGAGGAAAGCAGAGACAUGGAAGAAGAACCGCAGGCAGCUGGCUUAUUCCACUGUGGGAACGCCAGACUACAUUGCUCCUGAGGUCUUCCUGCAGACGGGAUACAACAAGCUGUGUGACUGGUGGUCUCUGGGUGUCAUCAUGUAUGAAAUGCUCAUUGGUUAUCCACCCUUCUGCUCGGAGACGCCGCAGGAGACGUACAGGAAGGUGAUGAACUGGAAGGAAACGCUCGUCUUCCCCCCUGAAGUCCCCAUCUCAGAGAGGGCCAAAGACUUGAUAUUAAGGUAUUGCACUGACAAUGAGAACAGGGUUGGAGCUGUGAGCGUGGAAGAGAUCAAGAGUCAUCAGUUCUUUGAGUCAGUGGACUGGGAGCACAUCAGGGAGCGGCCGGCAGCCAUCUCUAUUGAAAUCAAGAGUAUUGAUGACACCUCCAACUUCGAUGAAUUCCCUGAAUCAGACAUCCUUCAGCCAGCCAAUUCGACUGAGCCAGACUUCAAGUCCAAGGACUGGGUGUUCCUCAACUACACGUACAAGCGCUUCGAGGGUCUGACCCAACGAGGCACCAUCCCUACAUACAUGAAGGCAGGGAAGGCCUGAUGCGCUCAAACAGGGGGAGGCAGUCGUUGAGGAAAUAACAACAAAAAAACAAAAACAGACGUUUACGGACACAGGGUCGGGCCCUGGAGCCCCGCUGGUGCUGAAGGCUGCGCUGACAGCCUCUCAGUCUAAAUUUAACCAUCACAAUUUAUUAGGUCUGCUCAGCCGCCGCAAGAACUCCUAAAAGCAUUACCGCAUUACCUCGGUUGUUUAUACUGUUUACCUGUGCUGUCUCUAGCCAUAGCUCUCAGGCCACCUCACCACCUAGGACACUAAAUCAGCAUAUCUGCAUGAUCAGCGGCACAUUGCUUCUGGAGAGAUUUGGUUCGCUGCCUAAAAGCAUUCAAAUGGCGGCGCUGGGAGUGACGCUCAAAAACAAAUCACUGCUUCGACAUCUUUGCAUCGAUACGUCUCAGCACUGAUGGCUAAAUUGGCUCUGAUGCAACGGAUUCUUGAUGUUGAGAACAAGCUCUAUACACUGUAGUCAAACUCUGGAUUAUUACUCACCCUUACUCUGUACAUGGAGCUGAUGGAAAGUUCCAGCAUGAUUUCUGGUGUUUUUAUUUCUGCUACAGUUCACAAAACCUUAAGCUUCUUUUUUAGCCCAGAGAAAUAUCUUGUUUUGGUUUACCUGGUGGCUUGACUGGUUCUACAGCUAUGCUACUAAGGCAAUGGUUAAGGUUAGUUAGGGUUAGGGAUAGGGAUAGUAAAGGUUUGGGAUGGUUAGGGUGGGGGACAGCGGACCACCUACGUAGAGAAUUCCCCUAAGAGCUCCUUGUGCAUAAACCUUCAUGGCCUGUUUAAAAAAAAUCUAAAGUCAUUUAGGCGGUAGGGUUAUGGUUGGGCAUCUAGUUAGGGUAAGGGGCUAGGGAAUGAAUUAUGUCAAUGAGUGUCCUCACUAAGAUAGGAGUACAAACGUGUGUUUGUGUAAACCUAACCUUGAUUAAGGUUUAUGGCGGUGAUGUUGCUUGCCACCUGCCAAUAAACAAUAAAGACAAAGGUUAGCGCUAAGAUGUGAAUUGUGGUUAGGUUAAGGUUAGGGUCAGGGAUGAACUGGCCAUGGUCAAGCUUAGUGGUAAAGUCUGGAAGUCAAUGCAAAGUCCUAAUAAGGAUAGCUGCUCAAACCUCUGUAUGUGUGCAUCAUUGCAAUAUGUUGACAUGCUUGGCAGUUAUAUAAAGGUGUAAUAAUACAGAGGAGGUUAUGUUCUCGUCUGCGUUCAUAAGUCUGUCUGUCUGUGAGUUAGCAGGACUACGCAAAAACUACUGAAUUACCGCAGAAGUUGCUGGAAGAAUCCAUCGAAAGAAUCUGUUAAUUUUUGGUGCAGAUGAGGGAAUUUGUUUUUCAGUUUCUGUCACAUUGUGAGAAUGGGUGUUUUGCAACCCUUUCAUUCAUUUCUCAAAAGAUAACUCAUGGAUCCUAAUGGGGAAAAAGAGUAAGGUAUAUUUAGGGUUCUAUCUUUGAGUUUGUGCCACUUAUUCACAGUGUUGGAUGAGGUUGACAUUAAAGCGUCUUAGCUUUUUUUGUACCACCUGAAAGCUUGUAUAAAUAUGAUUGAAAAGGCUACAAGAUCUAAAACAAACAAGUAAAAAGUCAAAUCAUGCUGGAAUCGUCCUGUUGCCCGUCACAUGGUGCCAAACAAAUUGCGCUUGAGUGUCUCUUCCCUUCAGAGCCCAUGGUUUGGUUCAGAUUAGUGCUAUUGUAAUAAAUGUCUCUCUUGUUUGGGAUUCCAAAUGAGUCUGGCAGCCAAUCGCUUCCUUCUUAGACGGACAAAACAUGCAAAGUGCCUUUAGAUAUUUAACCAGAUUUGUUAGAGGUUUCAUCCGGAAUUAGUCAGAAGGACGUUAAUAACAAGAAUUAGUUAUAUAGGCAAUGAGGGAGAGAAAUAUAAGGAAAAGAAUAGAAACACAGGGAAAUUAUUCUAAAUGUGCUCAUUCAGCUUUUUAAAUGUGCGUGUGAGAAACAUUAUUUGAGUGAUAAAACAAAGGCAGUUUAGAAAAAGCUUGGUUUUAUAAGUUAGAUAGGCGAUCGUAAAGAAAGUAUUGCGUCAAAGCAAACCCUCGCUUUGUUUGGCGAGUAAAGAGAAAUAUAAUAAGAACAGAUUCAUGUCAUGGAAAUCUAUGCAUGUAUGAUAAAAAUGUUCUUCCGUUGAGGUUAAAUUUUCAUUGUUGAUAAUGAAUUUAGUUUCCAUUUGCUGUAUUUAAUUUGUUUUUCUUUCUCUUCAAAAAAAAAACCAUCAAUAACAUCAAACGCAAGGUCUCGCUUUGUCCACGAUAACAAAUCAUCAUCACGUCUGCUAAACGUAGUAACCAAAGAACUGUGAUCGCCAUACGUCUUGAUCUGAACACACAUGUUCAGAUGUAGCUGUCGCUUGCUGCACUCAACUUCAAACUACCUUUUAGACAAACACACACCUUUUGGUUCCGACAAAGAAAAAGGUGUGCGCAGGGGACCGGACGUUUCUCAGUUCUGUCAAGACUUAACCACGUUGAACUAAGCUGUAGCCAUCAUAAGAAUCCCACAUUAACAGUCUGAUUUGGGAGGAAUUGAAGGAACUAAGUGGUUCAUCAGUGGAAAAUGUUAGUGUUGUGUUAAAUUACACCUACACCAGCCUCCGCCUUUUUACAAUUUAAUCUGUUUAACCUACAUCCAAUAAGUCCUGAUGGAAACCCGUUGACUACGAAUGCACCAACAAAAUUGACCUAUAGCAUUCAAAGUAUGGUCAACUGAAGGCAGAUACUUGUAUAUUUUUGCAUUAUUUAUUAUUUUUCAUGAGAUUUUGUUCUUACAUUCAGAGGAUUGAAAUUGGAUGAUGUUCUUUUUGGGGUUGUUCUGGGAUUCAAAAAGAUUCUCCAUAGAUUUAGCACUUUUAUAAAGUUGAAAAAGAUUAGAUAAUACUAAUAAUAGUAAAAUUAUAUUUAAUUGAUGCAGCAGAGGCCAAGGAAUCCCAUGAUUCCAACUCUGCUGUUUUAACCCUCUAUAACUAGUAAAUGUGUCUUCCAUUCUCCAGUAAUACUCCCAAUUAGGAGUAAACUAACUAAUAAAAUAUGUGGAAACCCCCUUUAAUUACUGGAUCAUAUCAGAUUCACAUCCCUGACCUGAUGGUGUUUUAUCCCAUUAUAAACAUCCCAAAGUCUGGGUUUAACUCAAACAGAAAUAUAAUGGAAGCUGAAAGCAGUACAGUAGCAGGGACUGGUGCACAAUGGGGGAUUUUGCUGAUGGCUACCGCUGCAGAUUUUCUGGCUGUGUCUAAUCACUGGAACAUACAGAUCAUACUUUGAAAAGGGCCCAACGGCUGCAUGAGGAUAGACCUCGUCUCCCAACCGAGGUGGUCCAUGAAAAACGAAUGUUGGAUGGUGACUGUGUGAUGAAGCUAAAGUGACACACAAUAAUGGACAUUUUCAUGAAGUGGUAGAAUAAUCUGUGAUUUUUUGUUGUUGUGAGGUGACAUGUCACCUUGGUCUUUGUCAAACUCGUCUGUGCUGUAAUAGAGACUUGACUACACUUUUAUUUUCAAGUACAUCCACAGAAAAAACUAAAGUAAGAAGAGGGUAAAUACCGUAUUUGGGAUCCACACAAUGCUAUAUAUGUAUAUAAAAGAGGACUUGAAUUCCAUUGCUGCGCCACUUUAUCUGAGAGGAGUUAAAUUAUGGUGAGAAAUAGGGAUUUCGAGAAAUUUGUCCAGAUAAUUCAUUCCUGAAGGACCAACCAUUACAACAUCACAUAAUCUGUCAUGUCUGGAUAUUUAGAGAACACAUUUUCCCAACUCAGAUUAAGGAAAAUGCAUAUAAGCCAGUGACACAAAACUAAAAUGUAACUCAUUCACAUCUAGUGUCUAGAUUUAGAUUGAAGAAGUCUACCUACUUCGCUGCCUCGGAAAACUCAGAGCGCAGCAAUGUAGCUCAUAAUGUGUAACCCCCCCCCCCCCUUGUAAAAGCAAGAAUCAAAGCUCCCCGUAAUCAAGACUUUAUAAGCCCUCCGCCGGCGAUGUGUUUUAGGUGUAAUGAUGUACAUAUUGUUGUAGACACUUGAAGGAAGCUUUCUGUAAGGUGAAGGAGGGAAAGUUCAUUAAUAUAUUCAUUCACACUGGUGAGUUUUUAUGUAGAUAAAAUGCUUAAAAUAAUAAAAAAUUUAACACUUAAAA